This is a messenger RNA of Ostrea edulis (European flat oyster), 669 nucleotides long. RefSeq lists its product as uncharacterized. The transcript has 2 exons. The coding region runs from base 1 to 669 and encodes 222 amino acids. The record is from RefSeq and is a predicted model, not a curated record. Lineage: Eukaryota; Metazoa; Mollusca; Bivalvia; Ostreida; Ostreidae.
AUGGUGAAAAAGGCCAUCUCCAAGAUGAAGUCGGAAGCAGCUGGACCAUCGGGAAUAGUAGUGGAGAUGAUCAGAGCCGCAGGUGACACAGGUGUAUCCAUGAUCCGUGACCUUGCAUCGUCAAUCGUCCGUGAUGACAAGGUCACCACUGACUGGGAGCAGUGCUUCAUUGUAUGCCUCUACAAUGGCAAGUGUGGUGCUCUGGACAGGGGCAACUACCGGGGACUCAAACUGACAGAACAAGUAAUAAAAGUCCUGGAGAGGAUUGUGGAAAGCCUUAUUAGGCAGUUGGUGACAAUCGAUGACUCCCAGUUUGGCUUCGGACCUGGCAGAGGUACAACUGACGCAAUAUUUGUUGUUCGGCAGCUGCAAGAAAAAUAUCUCGUAGUAAACAAACGGCUCUAUAUGGCGUUCGUGGACCUCGAAAAGGCAUUUGACAGUGUCCCUCGGAAGGUGAUCAGUGAGGAGUUUGCUGUGAAGGUCGGAGUCCAUCAGGGGUCAGUACUCAGCCCUCUGCUUUUCAUCAUCAUACUCGAGACUCUUUCACGCGAAUUUCGCACCGGUGUUCCCUGGGAGGAUCUGUAUGCGGAUGACCUGGUUAUCAUUACUGGCUCAUUGGAUGAAUGUGUCAAGAGGCUGGGAAAGAAGCUAUGGAAAGGAAAGGACUGA